Lasiosphaeria miniovina is the source of this 768-nucleotide messenger RNA. Its product is annotated as kinase-like domain-containing protein. The record is from RefSeq and is a predicted model, not a curated record. Lineage: Eukaryota; Fungi; Ascomycota; Sordariomycetes; Sordariales; Lasiosphaeriaceae. The transcript has a single exon. Gene Ontology annotation, molecular function: ATP binding; protein kinase activity. Bases 1 to 768 code for a protein of 255 amino acids. Gene Ontology annotation, biological process: protein phosphorylation.
AUGGCGCUGCUACCUCGAGGCCAGCCCUGGCCGCCCAUCGCACCAGACGUCGACUUUGAGACCAUCAAAGAGGACUUGGUCCAAGAGAUAGUGACUGGAAACGCCACGAUAUACGGCCUCAAUAGUCGACCAUCUCUCGUCUUCAAGUACCAGGGGACGCCUCGAGAAUAUGAGCUGCAAAAGGCCGCUGGAGACUGCGCAAUCCAGGUGCGUGGAAGGGUCUUGGCCCAGGCAGGUUCCAAUAUCUACUGCUACGGCUUCCUCAUGGAUAGAGGCCUCCCCAUCAAUCCCUUGGCACCCAUGACUCCGCAGCAACGCCGUGAUUACGUUCACCAAAUGGUACAUCAGACAGAACUGCUUCAUUCCAAGGGCAUCGUACAUGGGGAUUUGAAGCUAGGAAACAUGCUGAUCUUCGGCGGCAUCCGCUUCUGCGAUUUUGCCGACGGGCGUUACGUGACUGAAGCCGAAAAAAAGUGGGCCGGGAACACGACUUGGUACAUUGAGUCGCCCAACAGGCAUCAUAGGGCGGAAAAGCUCGGAUGCGAGACGGUGCCGCCUACCAAGGAGGAUGAUUUGUUUGGCCUCGGUUUGAGCAUCUGGCAGUUGUAUACCGGCAAGACCCCCCAUGAAGACCUAGUCUGGGACUCCGAGGCUCUCAAAACGUUGGGAUUGAACAGACAGACUGUUGACGUGAAACAAGUGAAGGAUGACGAGGUACGCAACAAGAUCAUAGAGCUUCUUCGGAUUGGAGGAGCCCACAUCUCGUGA